AUGGAGGCCAAAGAGGUGAAGGGAAGCUUGGAUGACCGGAGCAGGUACUCCGCCGGCCCUGGGAGGGAGCCCUCCGGGAUAAUUGAAGCUAUCUGCAUAGGCUGGUUCACCGCAGAGUGCAUCGUGAGGUUCAUCGUCUCCAAAAACAAGUGUGAGUUUGUCAAGAGACCCCUGAACAUCAUUGACUUACUGGCAAUCACACCCUAUUACAUCUCUGUGCUAAUGACAGUGUUCACAGGCGAGAACUCUCAACUCCAGAGGGCUGGAGUCACCUUGAGGGUCCUCAGAAUGAUGAGGAUCUUCUGGGUGAUUAAGCUGGCCCGGCACUUCAUUGGUCUGCAGACAUUGGGUUUGACUCUCAAGCGAUGCUACCGAGAGAUGGUUAUGUUGCUUGUCUUCAUCUGUGUUGCCAUGGCGAUCUUUAGUGCACUUUCUCAGCUUCUUGAACAUGGGUUGGACCUGGAAACAUCCAACAAGGACUUCGCCAGCAUCCCCGCUGCCUGCUGGUGGGUGAUAAUCUCCAUGACUACAGUUGGCUAUGGAGAUAUGUAUCCUAUCACAGUGCCUGGAAGAAUUCUUGGAGGAGUUUGUGUUGUCAGUGGGAUUGUUCUGUUGGCAUUGCCUAUCACUUUCAUCUACCAUAGCUUUGUACAGUGUUAUCACGAGCUCAAGUUUAGAUCAGCUAGAUAUAGUAGGAGCCUCUCGGCUGAGUUUCUGAAUUAA
Messenger RNA from Cricetulus griseus (Chinese hamster), 723 nucleotides. Lineage: Eukaryota; Metazoa; Chordata; Mammalia; Rodentia; Cricetidae. The record is from RefSeq and is a predicted model, not a curated record.